Messenger RNA from Linum trigynum, 4642 nucleotides. The record is from the annotation of a GenBank genome assembly. NCBI's taxonomy places the organism in Eukaryota, Viridiplantae, Streptophyta, Magnoliopsida, Malpighiales, Linaceae.
CUCGCGCCUUUGACUUGAAAGCGCAUUGCUCCUUGGCUUCCUGGGAAGCGCGUCGCUCCUAGGCUUCCUGGGAAGCGCGUUGCUUCUCGGCUUCAUGGGAAGCGCCUCGCGCCUUCGAGUUGGAAGCGCGUCGCUCCUCGACUUCCUGGGAAGCACGUCGCUCCUUGACUUCCUGGGAAGCGCAUCGUUCUUUGGCUUCCUGGGAAGCGGGUUGUUCCUCGGCUUCCUAGGAAGCGCAGUGCUCCUUCGCUUCCUGGGAAGCGCGUUGCUCCUCUACUUCCUGGGAAGCGCAUCGCUCCUAGGCUUCCUAGGAAGCGCGUCACUCCUCGGCUUCCUGGGAAGCGCGUCGCUACUCGGUUCCUGGGAAGCGCAUCGCUCCUCGGCUUCAUGGGAAGCGCCUCGCGCCUUAGACUUGGAAGCGCAUUGCUCCUUCUCUUCAUGGGAAGCGCGUUGCUACCUUGAUUUCCUGGGAAGCGCAAUGCUCCUCGGCUUCCUCGGAAGUGCCUCGCGCCUUCGGCUUCCUGGGAAGCACAUCGCUCCUAGGCUUCCUUGGAAGCGCAUUGCAUUCCAAAGAGGGAACAUCGCUCGGAGGCGGGAAAGCAUUCCAAUGAGGGAACAUCGCUCGGAGGCGGGAAGCAUUCCUCGGGGGGAGCCUCGCUCAAAGGCGGUUUACGAGCCUUGCUCAGUGGCGGAAGGCAUGAAUCAACUCCCGAAGGGUGCAUGGCUCGGAGGCGGUAUUUUUGCCUUGCCCGGAGGCGGAAGGCAUGAAUCAAUCCCCGAAGGGUGCAUCGUUCGGAGGCGGUAUUUUAGCCUUGCCCGGAGGCGGAAGGCAUGAAUCAAUCCCCCAAAGGUGCCUCGCUCGGAAGCGGGAAGCAUCCUCGAGAGGGAGCAUCGCUCGGAGGCGGUAAGCAUUCUCCGGAGAGAGCAUCGCUCGGAGGCGGGAAUCUUCGAGCCUAGCCUGGAGGCAUGAGGCGUGAUUCUUCGAGUAUCAGAGAUAGAUGCAAGUGGCUAGGGCCCAAUAUAUUUAAAGCAUAAAUAUAGCAUAGAGAGCCCCUAGCAUAAUAUUAAUGAACCGCUUUGCAUAAGAUAUAUCUUUGUAACAUUGACUUAGAUUGGGAGAGGUUGGCGAGCGGUUACGUAAUGGCCGAUGCGUAUGUGAUAAACGAUGCGUCCUGGUAGCAUACAGGUUUGCGUGUCAGCUGGCGACUUGUAGGUCGUUGGUUCGAAGGUUGAAGCAGGCGUCUCCUCAUAAUUUUUUUAAUAAAACGUGGGAGGAUUGAUGGGCCAAAUGGAGGCGGCCCAUUCCACCUGAGGCGGACCGCCUUGAAUGAACAAAUGCGAAGCGGGCCAGGUCUGAAUGGUGGAUUCCCCAGAGGGAUGGAGGCCCAUGUUGCUGUUGGCGGGAGGUGAUGCGGUCCCAUGUGUCUGAGGGCGGCCCACUUUGAGACUGUUGGCUACGGGAAGCGAUUGUUGUGGGUCGGACAUCGGAAGCGCAAGUGGUAGUUGCUUGGGGGAUCUAGAUUCAAGGCGGGCCGCGCUGGAUGCGAAUUUCGUGCAGUCUUGGGGUGCGGGGAGGCCCGCUUCCUAUUGGUGGAGGCUUGCUAUUAUUUGAACGAGAUGCACGAAGUGGGCCGAGACGUGGGUGUGAUGCGGUCACAGGCUUUAGGGUUAAUAACCUGAGACGAUGGAACAAACUAGGCGAUUGGCGGCCCGGAUGGCCUGGCUGGACAGGAACAAACUAGCACUUGUGGAAGUUGAACGAGCGACCCCUUCUUGCUUUAUUCCCAUCUUCAAUUUCUUCAAGCUGCCGUUUCCUACGAGGCGUUCUUGGCAUUUUGCUUGGCCGCCGGUUACUGGUCGACUAUGGUGAUAUUUCUUGAGCGAUUUUCUGUACGACCAUGUUUUUUCUCCGAGGGCGCUUCUUCUUGUGAACUCGGCAGCUGGGCGUGUUUCUUCUUGGGCGCUCCCAGCUUUCGCCUUCCUCUUCGUGCCUCUUCCGACUUGAUGCGUUUCUUCUUUGGCGUCUCAUAUUUGCAGUGGUUCCUUCUUGCGAAUUCUGCUCACCGUUCUUCAGCGGAGGCGCUUCCAGCCUGGAUGUUGCCUCGAAAACUCUGCCCUCGGGAACCCCGCUUCUUGAAGGAAGAGAAAGUGCGACUGACAAACUGAGAACUCUGUCUCUUCGUUCUUAAUCCGCUGGCCUGUUACUGUAGGUGAGCAGUAGGAGGAGAGAGGAUGAUGUUGACUGCUGAACUCCGGCGCCGAACCCGUCUCCGGCGGUCGGAAUCAUAAAUUGGCAAAAGCUAUGAUCUACUUCUUUUUGCUGCCCAACGCAUAUUUUUGGAAGCUCCAACCUUUCCCUUUGAUGAUUGAUCUUUUAUUUGUUGUGCAGGUCAGACUGACGAUGGUGAUAGUAGUUCCUGUUGCGAGAUGCUCGGCGGUGGUUUGAGCAAAUCGAAGCGAGGAUGGUGACUGGCGAAGAAGUUUAGCUGCUGCGUGCCUGCAUCUGAUUUUGCUGCUGGAACGAGAGAAACCCCGCUGGCCGAUCUUUCGUCGUCCUUUUUCUUCUUUUUGACUUUCUUUGCUGUGGAUUGCUUGUUCCAUCGGCUUUGUCGCCAAUCCAUUUUUCUCCUCUAGUCAAGAGCUCAGGCGGCUUUAGGAUUUUGGCAGCGACUGCGGUUGCUUAUAGUUGGUAGAGGAAGUGCUGAUUUCUUUCCUCUUUUCUUUUCCCAAUGCUUCAACGAUUUUUGGUUUACUCCAUCGUUGGCGGUUCUUGGAAGGAUUUGGCAGAUCCUGCCGUCUCUUGUAAUUUGGUGGAGUGACCCAUUUCUUUUGUGCAUCCAAGUUUCCAUGGAUUUAAGAUCCACCAUUUUUUUCUCCAGUUGGUGUGCGCCUUCUCUUCUCUUGGUUUCCUUGGACUAAAGCUUCUGUAACUUUUGGAAUUUGAGAUCUUCUAUACUUUCUUUGUCAUUUGCUUUUUUGUUCGGCGGGUCUUAAAGGGAUUGACACACCUGCUUUCCCUUGUUGUUGGUAGCCGGUUGCUUCCCUCCGUUAGAAACCAAACGAUAGAUCCAAAUCAUUGCCCCAGUGGGCGCCAAAUUGUUUGUGCCUAGAAUGUACUAGGCGGUUAUGGGGCUCCGAUCUGGGCUCCCUCGUCUGAUCUCCUCGGGAGUGAAAGAACCUGUGAGGCGGGGGCGGCCCCCGGGAUCUACGCUCCGACGCCCAAGUUAGUACGAUAUAGGAGAGUGUAUGGUAUGUAGAGAGAUAAAGUAGAGAGAGAGACCUUAGGGAAAAGUGAGAAAGGGAAAAGAGAAGAUCCUUAGUUUGGAGGGUUAGGCCUCCUUAUAUAGGGUUUGGGCUUUCUUGAGUGGGCUCGGGCCCAGGACGCCUUGCGGUGGGCUUGGGCCCGUUUAUAGUCUUGUAGGCAUAUUAAUCCAUAUCCCAACACCAGGUGUUUGAGAAAAUGCGUCAACCAAAAUGAAGCCACUUACUUUUACCCAUUUUAUCGUCCCAACUUGCCUCCCUCUGUGGCUUCAUUUAAGGCUCUGUUCCAUAAUGUUAUGGCUUUUGACUAGGUUUGAUAAUAGAGGUAUGGACAACGUGAAGGGGAAUUAUUAGAUUAAUUUCGUGGCACACAACACAUAAACCGAAGAAUUUUGAGGAUCUUGGAGGUGGUGUUCUAGGUUGCAGGGGCUUCCACAUUGUUCCAGCUUUAUCCAGCCAGGACCUGUUAUAGAUUUUCUGAUCAGCAACCAGAAUGCUAGAGAUUCAUUAUGGACUGAGCUAAGGUGGAAAUAUGUGUGAGCAUCUCUUUUUUGUUAACUGCAAAGAUCAGCAAUAUGUUCACAUAUUUUCAUGUCAUCUAUUUUGUCCCAUGGCCCUGUCCCUCCCCAAUUUUGUGUAUUGAUCCAUUUGGCAUCUAUUGAGAUAAGUUGCUGCAAACCGAGGCUUAUUAUAGCUUUCAUGGUGUUAAAUGUUUCCUUUGUUUUUGUAGGUUUUCACAAGUGUUUAGAAGUCAGAACACAGGUAAUAACUAGGCAUGAGUAUAAGUCUACAAGGUAAAUUCAAUCAAUCUAUAGAAACUCUAGAUUGACCAGGUUCUCCAAUGAGAGAAAACUCUCGUCGCCGUUCAGAUUUUAUAGUUGUAGCGACUAAUAUCCGGACAAGAAAACGAAUUGCUUUGACUUGACAUAAACUUUCAACGAGUUGCAGAUGAGUGAAAUGACGAGGCCAGUAGAACCGAACUGCGCCACCACCCUAUGUCAUCAGUCAUUGUGACUAAGUUCUGAGCUGCAAGCACCUUGCUCCAAUAAUGUUAACCAAGGUAAGAUCCCAGAUGCCUUGAUUUUUCAGGAAAUCAAGUUUAUAUGUAUUUUGUAUUGUGAAACUAGGAAUGGUUGUUAUACCCCAAGUCUUAAGUUCAAGUCUUAUACCUAAAUGUUCAGCUCAAUUUCCCGUGUCGGAACAAAACUCCGUGGUUUCCAUGAACUACUUUUUGCUCAAAACCCCAAGCAUUGAGUACCCAUUCUGUGAUGCUAAUGUGAAACAAUAGACGAGCUGUUUUCAGAAGUAGUGAGAAGGAAAUCGUGUAUGGUUCCCAUGAUUUCUAUGUUUGCCCCUGUCGUAAUAAACCGCAUCCUUACAU